AUGUGUUUGUUUUUGGGAACGCCGGUUAGCUAUUUCUCACAUGUCAGCUACAUCGACCUCUAUGGGCAGUACCCACUGGACCUUCUGCCAGUGAAUGCCAGGAGAGGAAGCAAGGCUUGCAUGCCCUGCUCUGCUUUAUCACCAACAAAAUCAGCCAAUGCCAGUGCAAGUCUGUCGGAUCAUAGCGAAUCUUUUCCCAUUGCUAAUGCUUACAGGAGGCUUUCUACUCUGGUUAUUGCCCUUGUUUUGGAGGCUCAAAUAUCAUUUUCUGUGCAGUGCAGAGGCCCACAUUACCCACUUAAACAAUGCUGUGCAGAGCAGCUUUCAAAGAAUUUGCUAUGCCUUGUGCUGUGGAAUUGAAUGAUGUAUCAAAUAGUUGUGCCUCAACCUUGUUCAGCUACCUCAACCACUACGGGAACUACCCACCUGGCCUUUUUGCCAUUGAGUGCUAGGAGGGGCUACAAGAGCUUCCAUGUUACACUAGCCUGAUAAUGCCCAGAGUUCAAUUCAUGUGCGUGUUUAUGAGCAAUACUAUAGACAGCUAAUCUGGAG
This is a messenger RNA of Ilex paraguariensis (yerba mate), 552 nucleotides long. Lineage: Eukaryota; Viridiplantae; Streptophyta; Magnoliopsida; Aquifoliales; Aquifoliaceae. The record is from the annotation of a GenBank genome assembly.